AUGAACGGACCAUUUAUUCCAACCAAGAACCCUUCUCAUCCCAAGGGCUCUGGUCCUUCUCUCCUGGCUUGUCUUCUCUGUCGCCAUAAGCAUCUUAAAUGUGACGGGGUGACCCCUGUUUGUGGCCGCUGCGCAGCCACCGGGGCAGAGUGCCAGUACACUCCUUCUCGUCGUGGGUACAAAGGACCCUCCAAGAAACGGCGCGCCAACCCGUCGUCUCCCGAACGGACACCCUCAUCUGAUCAAUCGUCUUCGUUCGACUUUCAGUCGGUCGCACUAUUGGAUACUUCCCAGGAUUGGAACGUUCCGGACGGACUCUCUUACAUCUUCCCAAACGGCUUCCCCUCUUCAGACUCGAAUAACUCCAUUCUCAACAAUGACAAGGCACUAGUGUCGGACUUGCCGGUCAGCAACGGUUGCCCUCUCACCCCAGAUUCGGUGAACUCCGUCGCUGGUGAUGGUUAUCUCAUCGAUAUUUACUAUACGUACUUUCACCCGUCGCAUCCGAUUCUUCCUCCGCUUCGUAUACUCUAUCGGUCUCAUGUGCCGCCGUUUCUCGAGCAUGUUAUCAAGUUCAUCGGUUCCCACUUUACCCCAGCCGCAAAUAGUGAGAUAUAUAGACCCUCCGUGAUGUCGUCAGCGAUGGAGCAAGAAAGCUCCGUGGAGAAGCUGCAGGCACUUCUGCUUCUGGCUGUUGUGCUGCAUUCGCGAAACGAGCGGGCAGAAGCCGGCCAAUGCCUCGCUACAGCCGUCGACCUGGCCUUCGAACUCGGACUUCAUCGUGAGAAUUUCGCCAUCUCCAUGGGCGGAGGUGAUCCGGUACGGGAAGAAAGUCUGCGACGCACUUGGUGGGAACUAUUCGUAGUAGAAGGCAUGUUGACUGCCCUGGGUGUUCAGCGUACCUUCCGCACCAGCCUAGUACCACUCGAGGUCGGCCUUCCGUGCGAGGAACGCAUCUUCCAGGAUGGAUUGGCCGCUCCACUGCCUCCUACCAUUGCUCAAUUUGACGACCAUAUUUUUGCCGACGAGGAGCGAGAUUUUUCCUCAUACACCUAUCGGAUCGAAGCUGUUCGUAUCCUCGGGCGGGUGGUUGCUAUUCAGGACAUGCUUGAGGGACAAGAAGACCAUGUGGAGGCGAUCGACGCCCGUAUCAACAGCUUUUUCCACCAUCUUCCCGAAUCGAAGGCCGAAUUGAUGCGUCCAGAUGGGUCAGUGGACGAGAUGAUGUUCCAGGCAAAAAUGAUCGCGAACGGAGCGAGUGUCUAUCUCAAUUUUCCAAGGUCCGACUUACUAUCGUCACCUGCGGUUGCUGCUGAAGUCAUCUGCGGACAUCAUGGUCCUUGCAGCAUCCCGGCCUUCACACACAAUGAUCAUGCAAUGAAAGCUCUCAAGGCAGCCAAGGACAUCUCACAGUUAGCCUCCAUCCGAUUGCCAGUCGUGAAACAUACACCCUUCUUCAUCUGCGCGCUGGUUCUCAGCUCCAUAGUGCAGUUAGCGUCCUGUUCCGUGAAAGCCGGGAGGAUGCCUGAACCCAGUCGGGAGCGACUGAGUCUCACAAUCGGUGUCUUCAAGACUCUGGCCCGUACGUGGGCUAUCUCCCAGGCGAUAAUGCGACAGGUCAAGGCUGUGGCGCGCGACGUGUUGGAUGUGGGACUGCGGCCCGCCGCGGAGCCUUUGCAAAUGGAUUUGACGACUGUCCUUGACGGUGGCCGGUUCUGGUUGCCAGAGGCACUCCCCAGCUGA
Aspergillus viridinutans is the source of this 1743-nucleotide messenger RNA. Its product is annotated as Zn(II)2Cys6 transcription factor. The record is from RefSeq and is a predicted model, not a curated record. Gene Ontology annotation, molecular function: zinc ion binding; DNA-binding transcription factor activity, RNA polymerase II-specific; DNA binding. Lineage: Eukaryota; Fungi; Ascomycota; Eurotiomycetes; Eurotiales; Aspergillaceae. Gene Ontology annotation, biological process: regulation of DNA-templated transcription; DNA-templated transcription. The coding region runs from base 1 to 1743 and encodes 580 amino acids. The transcript has a single exon.